Panicum hallii is the source of this 1254-nucleotide messenger RNA. Its product is annotated as pentatricopeptide repeat-containing protein At1g71060, mitochondrial-like. Bases 182 to 814 code for a protein of 210 amino acids. Gene Ontology annotation, molecular function: protein binding. NCBI's taxonomy places the organism in Eukaryota, Viridiplantae, Streptophyta, Magnoliopsida, Poales, Poaceae. The record is from RefSeq and is a predicted model, not a curated record. Gene Ontology annotation, biological process: RNA splicing. The transcript has a single exon.
CCGUCCUGAUCACCCUCCCAUACCCUCACGUCACUCCAAGAUAUUAUCCUCCCAAACCCUCCGCCCAAAUCCUGAAUUCGAGAAUGCGACGCCUCGCCCACCCAGCCUCCCGCCGCCCGGCAGCUCCACGAGGGGCGCUCCCAGUGCUCUCUCCACGGACGCCCCAGGGGUGUUCGACGAAAUGCCUCCUCCGCUUCCCGCGUCACCAGCACUGCCUCGCCGCUCGCCGUUUGCCCAUGCUCACCAGGUGCUCGGCGGAACGCACGCCUUGGGGUUCUGCAGCGCGGCUCGGCAUUCUACGGAUGACCAAGCUGGCGUAGAGCCACCACGGUUCACAGUGGUACCGGGCGACACUGCGGUGAAUGGUCCGGGCACAGGUGCGGGUGUGGGCGUGUCAGAGGCUGCCGAGAGGGUGUGCCGCGUCGUGUCAACCCAGCCAGAAUUGGGAAUUGCGUCAGCGCUUGAUGCGCUCCGGGUGGCCGUGUCGCCAGAGCUUGUGGCCGAGGUGCUAAAAAACCUGAGCAAUGCCGGCAUGCUAGCGCUUGCCUUCUUCAGGUGGGCAGAGAGGCGGGAUGGGUUCAGGUACACGGCCGAGAGCUUCGACAAUCUGAUCGAAGCACUUGGCAAAACCAAGCAGUUCAGGCUGAUGUGGAGCUUGGUGGAGACCAUGCGAUGCAGGUGCUUGCUCUCUAAGGACACGUUCAAGCUUAUUGUCCGGAGGUAUGCCCGGGCGAGGAAGGUCAAGGAGGCUGUGGAGACGUUCGAGAAGAUGAGCAGUUGUGGGCUCAAAACUGAGUUAUCGGAUUACAACUGAUUGAUCGACACAUUAAGCAAAUCCAAACAAGUGAAGAAGGGACACGCCGUCUACAAGAAGAUGAAGAGAAAGGGCAGGUUUGUUCCUGAUUUGAAGACCUACACAGUCCUUAUGGAAGGCUGGGGCCAUGAGAAAGAUCUGUUGAUGGUCAAAACAGUGUACCAAGAAAUGCUGGAUGCAGGCAUUAGACCCGAUGUUGUGGCGUAUGGAAUGCUGAUCAGUACCUUUUGCAAGUCUGGCAAAUGUGAUAAGGCCGUCAAGGUGUUCGCCGCAGUGACCUUCGAAAGUCCAAACCUUAAAUUCCACCAAACCUGUCUCUAGCGUUCACUUCACCGCGAACGGGCUGGACCGCAGCGCAGCAGCCAGCAGGACUGCAGGAGCGUGCCUGCCUGGGCCUGGCUGCACUGCUCGUCAUCUGCGUACCUGACGAAACUGUCAUG